AUGGCUUGCGAGGACAGCACGGCUUGCGAGGACAGCACGGCUUGCGAGGACAGCACGGCUUGCGAGGACAGCACGGCUCGCGAGGACAGCACGGUAUGCGAGGACAGCACGGCUUGCGAUGACAGCACAGCUUGCGAGGACAGUACAGCUUGCGAGGACAGCGCAGCUUGCGAGGACAGCACAGCUUGCGAGGACAGCACAGCUUGCGAGGACAGCACAGCUUGCGAGGACGGCACAGCUUGCGAGGAUGGCACAGCUUACAAAGACGGCACAGCUUGCGAGGACAGCACAGCUUGCGAGGACAGCACAGCUCGCGAGGACAACACAGGUUGCGGGGACAGCACAGCUUGCGUGGACAGCACAGGUUGCGAGGACAGCACAGCUUGCGAGGACAGCACGGCUUGCGAGGACAGCACAGCUUGCGAAGACAGCACAGCUUGCGAGGACAGCAUAGCUUGCGAGGACAGGACAGCUUGCGAGGACAGCACAGCUUGUGAGGAUGGCUCAGCUUGCGAGGACGGCACAGCUUGCGAGGACGGCACAGCUUGCAAGGACAUCACAGCUUGCGAGAACAGCUCAACUUGA
This is a messenger RNA of Schistocerca americana (American grasshopper), 585 nucleotides long. RefSeq names its product prestalk protein-like. Lineage: Eukaryota; Metazoa; Arthropoda; Insecta; Orthoptera; Acrididae. The transcript has a single exon. The record is from RefSeq and is a predicted model, not a curated record. Bases 1 to 585 code for a protein of 194 amino acids.